Molecule: messenger RNA, 1215 nt
Organism: Aspergillus nidulans FGSC A4
Lineage: Eukaryota; Fungi; Ascomycota; Eurotiomycetes; Eurotiales; Aspergillaceae
Exons: 1
Coding region: 1-1215 (404 amino acids)
Molecular function (GO): alcohol-forming very long-chain fatty acyl-CoA reductase (NADP+) activity; alcohol-forming long-chain fatty acyl-CoA reductase (NADP+) activity
Source: RefSeq, a predicted model, not a curated record
AUGGAGGGAACUAUGCCAGCAAAUGAGUAUGUGCGGCAUUUUGAGAACGCGGUCGUCCUUCUCACUGGUGCAACUGGCAGCCUGGGUGGCUGCCUGCUCUAUAAGCUGGCACUACGUCUGCCGACAAAGAAGAUCUAUGCCCUGUGCCGAGGCUCUGUUGGUGAGUCGGUUCGCAAGUGGGAGUCUACCAUGCCGCAGCAGAUCGACGAAAUUCUCGACACUGGCAAGGUUGAGUUGAUCACCGGCGAUCUGUCGAAGCCCGGCUUGGGCUUGAAUCCAGCCAUUCGCGAGGAGAUGCGCGAGGAGGUUACUGCAGUGAUCAAUACGGCCGCGAACAUCUCUCUUGUCGAGGAGCUGAAAGACUCAGUGCGAGACAACUGCCAGACUGCAAUUGCACUGUUCCAGGAGGUGUCUGAAUUCCGCCAUGUCAGGCACUUCAUCCAAUUCUCAAGCCUUGCCGUCAAUGCAUUUCUCACCGGAGGUCUCAUCGAGGAGCGGCUCUAUUCCCCACCACGCACUGUGGACGAGGAGGAUGAUCGUUUAGGUCUACCAGGCGCAGAUUCCUCUAAACUGCAGUACGAUGACCGGUACCCCUGGCCAUAUGUACAGGCUAAGCAUAUGCUGGAACGCUUGCUCCUGCGCCAAUCCAGCUCUAUCUCCAUUCUCAUUAUCCGGCCCGCAGCAAUCGGACCAGCCAUUGCGGAGCCUUUCCCCUUGUACGGCCCCGACAAGGCGAUCCCAAUGCACUCGCUCAUCCUCUGUUUCAGUGUGUCCGAUCUAGGCCGCGUAGCAAAUAUCAAUCGUCCAUUCGAAGAAGUCCCUGUCGACCUCGUCGCUAACUGCUGCCUCCUCCACCUUGCUUCUGGGACCACGGGAGUUGUGCACUGCGCGUCUGAGCUAUACGUCCGCCAGACCGCUGUAGAGCUGAUGGCCACCGCGAGGCAGUGCAUUACUCCGCUGGAGAUAGCAGAGCUCUUCCGCACGCCGCGAGCUUCGACUGCAAUAUUGUGGCAAAAUAAGUAUCGCUUGGACAAUAUUGACGAUGUACCCGUUUUCGAGGUCGAUUGCAGCCGAUCAGAGUGGCAGAAGCAGGUUACUGGGCCUCUCGCCUUGCGCCCCGUGGACCAUGAUCCACAGGCGCACCUGCAGCGACGGAUCAGACGGAUGUAUCGGGCUUUGCUGGGCCGGAACCGGAGUGAUAAUCGUUAUCCAUAG